This is a messenger RNA of Dermacentor andersoni, 575 nucleotides long. The record is from RefSeq and is a predicted model, not a curated record. NCBI's taxonomy places the organism in Eukaryota, Metazoa, Arthropoda, Arachnida, Ixodida, Ixodidae.
UUUUUGUCACUGUUCUACCAAGUCGAUAAUUCUCGUUUUAUUCAUGUUGCAGUUGAUUGCAAGUAUACCAGAGUUUCUGGCGCUUGGAGACUCUAACAACGAUGGCGUCUUCGAAUGUCUGACCGCUGAGCGAACAGAAUUGAAUACUGACAAAAACGAAGCUACCUUCAUACUUACCUUCAAGGGACAGCACGGUACCAAGGCGAAAGUUGUGCCCUUCCACUUAGUUGCUGGACCAACGCCGGACACCUUCAUUUACACCCCAGAAGAUGAUCCAAGCUACAGCGAAACAACCAAAGUCGUGUACACUAACUUCAAGAACUGUGCCGUAGCUCAAGGCAAAUACUACGAACAACGUUGCAUACUCUACAUCUCCAAGGAUGUUGCUAAUGAUGUGCCACCGGAAUGUAGGAAGAACUUUGAAGAAAUAUGCGGUGUCGCCUCUUCAUCUAACUGGAAUGAUGUAUGUGGAGAAGACGCGUAGACCACGCGGGAAAAAGAAAAAGUGUUAUUAAAACAGUGUUGAGAUCUGUGACAUGUUAAGUAGCACAGCUUGAAAUAAACAUAUUUUUCGA